Messenger RNA from Pocillopora meandrina, 844 nucleotides. The record is from the annotation of a GenBank genome assembly. NCBI's taxonomy places the organism in Eukaryota, Metazoa, Cnidaria, Anthozoa, Scleractinia, Pocilloporidae.
AUGAAUUUGUUAAAAGUUAUAAGCCAAUUUGCAAUUCACGAGUCAGCCAGGGCAAGGCAACUUAGAAUUGAAGGAAUUGAAGGUUUUGGAUGGAGAGAGUUCAUGGAAAAAGUCAAAGCAGAGGUCUUGAUGAUAAUGAGAGAGAAUCGUCAAAUGAAGGUCAAGAUACUCUCGUGUGGGAUGAUAACGGAAAAUGAAGAUAGAUCAGUCCAGCUUCAAGAUGCAUUUUUCCACACCGAAGUGAUCGAAAUUCUUCGCGCAACAGAUGGAUCACAAGCAUUCGAUAGAUUCGUGCAAACAUUUGACGAAAGAAGUCAAAAGCCUAAUUAAAAAGGAAGCAAUUGGAGAUUUCAAAGAGUGAUAUCUCUUGACAUCCAUCUUGCCGAAUUCAGACCGUUGAACGACAGCUCUUACAUCAAACUCCCAGAAUUCAUUAAAAGUGAGAAAGCAGUAGUAAACAUGGUGAAUGGAGAUGAAGAAUACUUCGAGUGUGAAGUAACAAGAGCAAUCAACCCUGUAGUCUCUAACACCAAAGAAUAACAAAGAUUCUCAAAGCAAAAUCUGAGAAGAUACACAUUGUCUUCCCUUUCGAGCUUGACAAGAUAAGCAAAUUUGAAGAGCAGAAUGAAGACAUUGUAGUAAAUGUGCUAGCCUUCGGUGGGUCGCUACGCGGCUUGGUUAUGAACGAGUCUCUUUGAGGUCCGGCCGAAGGCUUAAUUUUUAUCCAUUAAAGAUCAGCAAAGAGGAAAAUAGGAAGCACGUCAUAAAUCUUCUUCUUAUAGCAGAUAAAGAAAAGAAGCACUACUGCCUGAUGAGCAACAUGAGCAGGUUCCUCUCGAGUUAA